This is a messenger RNA of Zingiber officinale, 846 nucleotides long. RefSeq lists its product as uncharacterized. The coding region runs from base 1 to 846 and encodes 281 amino acids. The transcript has 3 exons. Lineage: Eukaryota; Viridiplantae; Streptophyta; Magnoliopsida; Zingiberales; Zingiberaceae. The record is from RefSeq and is a predicted model, not a curated record.
AUGGCUCCUGUUUCACCGGCGCUUGGCGAAAAACCAGAGAAGUUUACAGUACUCUCAAUGUCUGCUAAUUUGAACAACAUCCCCAUGCUUACUGGCAUAAAUUUUGGACAAUGGAAAGAGUAUAUUAUAGUACUAUUGGACUGCAUGGAUCUGGAAUAUGCCUUUAGGCAUGAUCGCCUUGCACCUUUAACUGAUGAUUCAACUGUGGAUCAAAAGAUGAACUUUGACAAGUGGGGGUUGUUGGGGCAAUCUAAUAGCAUGAGUCUGAUGAUCAUGAGAAUGUCAAUACCAGAAUCACUAAGGAGUUCGAUAACUGAGCAAGAGGAUGCUAAAACCUUCCUUAAGGAAUUAGCAGAUCGAUUCGCCUCAAAUGAAAAGGUCGAGACUACUACACUUCUCAUGAAAUUAGUGUCCACGCGGUACACAGGAAAGGGUAACAUUAGGGAGUACAUCAUGGAGAUGUCUAACCUGAUUACAAGGCUUACGACAUUAAAGUUAGACAUGUCUGAAAGUGUCCUUGUGAACCUCAUCUUGAUCUCUCUGCCUACACAAUUCACUCCUUUUAAGAUUAGUUUUAAUAUUCAAAAGGAAAAAUGGACACUAAAUGAGCUCAUAGCUCAGUGUAUACAAGAAGAAGAGAGAUUAAGAGGUGACACAUCUCAAAGUGCUCACUGUGCAUCCUCAUCUCAAUAUUCAAACAAGAAAAAGAAGAAGGGUAAUGGUAAAAGUAAGGGUAAACAACUUGCAGUGACUGGGGCUUCAGGGCAUAAAGUGCAAAAGCAACAAGAUUCAGACCCAACUUGUUUCUUUUGUAAAAAGAAAGGUCAUCUUAAGAGAUUUCCCUAG